Messenger RNA from Salvia miltiorrhiza (redroot sage), 372 nucleotides. NCBI's taxonomy places the organism in Eukaryota, Viridiplantae, Streptophyta, Magnoliopsida, Lamiales, Lamiaceae. The record is from the annotation of a RefSeq genome assembly.
AUGAUGGAACACUCCUCAGAUGCAGGAAAUGCCCACAAGUGCCAAAUGAAUGCGGAUAAGAUCAAUGCUCCUACAGCUCCCUUGUCCCUUGCAAACAAAACAAAAAAAGAGGGUUGCCCCAUGGCCCUUCUCUAUGUGGGGAAUGGAUGGCCCUAUCUCCCCCUCCAAUGGGCUUUUCUUAUUUUUGCAAUUUCUUAUUUAACGAAAUGGGUGGAAGCGGUCUCUUACUCAAGUCUUACUAAGAAGGUGGUGCAGAAGUUCUUGAAUAAGGAAAGGAUUUGCCGAUCAAGGUUGCAUUCCCUUCCUUUGAUUGAGAGAAGGAAGAAUGGAACUGGUUCCAGUGAAAGAAAUGAAAGCAAGGGGAAAGGGUAG